AUGUACCAUUAUCAACAAGAUGCAAGCCCAAUCACUUUUCCAUUUAUCAAAAAGAAAUCCACUCAAUUCAAGCCAGCUCAGACAUCUGGAAAUGCACCCUAUGCAAACCCCAUUUAUUCAAAUCCUCAUGGAUCACUGAAGCAGCCUUACUCUCACAUAAAUACUACAUCGAUAUUUGCUCUACAGAAUGCCCUUUUGAGAAUGGUGAAGCACAUCUCUCGAUAG
This is a messenger RNA of Acaulospora colombiana, 225 nucleotides long. The record is from the annotation of a GenBank genome assembly. NCBI's taxonomy places the organism in Eukaryota, Fungi, Glomeromycota, Glomeromycetes, Diversisporales, Acaulosporaceae.